CAGGUUUGACGAAUUAUGGGCGCACUGCCGAAGACGUUUUUUGCCACUUCUUCUUCUUCUUCUUCUGCGUCGUUUAUCUGAAUCCUCUGGUCUUUAUAAAGCCAAAAUCAAACCAUAGAGGUCGGGUAUAGCAUCUGAGAGCGUUCGUCAAUCUGGUUGUGACCAGAUUUUUAUCUAUUGGAUGGAGUUCCCUUCGCCUUCGAAUUCAAAUAGUUUGGAUAUCUUCCAGCAUUGAUUUAGUUAUUAUACUUUAGGAUUUGGAAUGGAUCCAUUGGAGAGUCUAUCUGCAGAAGCAUGGACAAACCCUUCUUCCCUUGGCAAUAAAAUACCAAAAGUGGUGCCCCCUGGUAACCAGUCUAACCAGUCAUUUACUAAUUUCGAUCUGCAUCAGCAUCAGCGGAACUGGGUAGAUUAUUUUGUUCAAGAUUAUGAUGAUAGAAUUGAUCCCCAAUUCCUAGAAUUCAACCAGCCUUCUCAAAGCGCACCUACAGUUUCUCGCAAUCCCAGUAAUGAGAACAGGAUCCCAGAUCAACAGGAUGCUGCAUUGAAUGAGAUUAAUGAUUUGGGUCGAAUCAAAGAUUGGGAUAUGACAGGAAUGCUAAACAAUCUAUCGUUUCUGGAACAGAAGAUCCGUCAACUCCAGGAGUUGGCGCGUAUUGUUGUUCGCCAGAGAUGGCAAGCUGCAAGUCCACCUGAUGAACUUGCAGCUCAGCAGCAGCAGCUUAUCGCUGCCGAUGUUACUUCGAUAAUCAUUCAACUGAUCUCAACAGCUGGUAGUCUUCUCCCAUCCGCAAAGGGAAACCCCUUGACUGAUCCUUCUUCAAUCAGCCGAUUUGGGCAGCUUCGAGGAUUCGUAUUUACUCCUGCGCCCAGCUUAAAUGGCGGUGGUCAGUCACUGAAUGUUAAUAGAAACAAAGUUCCUAAGCAGUUGAAUCAGGUAGAUCAGAUCAAAAGCUGCAAGGCUGACCAAAACUUCAAUCAAGAACAUGAAAAAAAAGAUGAAGAAGAUGGUGAUGGAGGAGAGAACCUUCCCCAUGGUUCCUAUGAAAUCUUGCAACUAGAGAAAGAAGAAAUUCUUGCAGCUCACACCCAGUUCUGUACAAUAUGUGGGAAGAGCUUUAAGAGGGAUGCUAACCUGCGGAUGCACAUGAGAGGCCAUGGCGAUGAGUACAAAACCCUGGCAGCACUGGUAAAACCCGACAAGGACCCCAGCUCCAAGCCAAUGCUCCUCAAGAGGUAUUCCUGCCCGUACGCUGGCUGCAAGCGGAACAAAGAUCACAAGAACUUUCAACCUCUGAAGACCAUUUUGUGUGUUAAAAACCAUUUCAAGAGGACACAUUGUGACAAGAGUUAUGCUUGCAGUAGAUGCAACAUCAAGAAAUUCUCGGUCAUUGCUGAUCUUAGAACUCAUGAGAAGCAUUGUGGCAGGGAGAAAUGGGUUUGUUCCUGUGGAACAACUUUCACAAGGAAAGACAAGCUUUUUGGCCACAUUGCUCUUUUCCAGGGCCAGGGCCAGUGCCAUACACCUGCUGUUCCCGUUGAUGAGACAAGUGGAUCAGCUGCCGCCCCAUCUGAUCCCCCCGGAGAAAGCAAUGAAUCUACAAACAACUUAGGACUUUCAGAACUCAACUUUGUCUCAACUGUCCCAAUUGGAGUUCAAAAUGUCGUGAGUGUGAAAGGAAAUGUUGACGACCCACCUACUCUCUUCUCACCAUUAAAUGAAUUCUGUGAAUUUCCACAGCCUUCAUUUCAAGAUUUGGAAACUCCAUUCUCAUUUCUUUUUUCAGGAUCAUGAAAUUAUCCCCAGAAGAUAAUAGGGCAAUCAGCUACAAAUAAUUUUCAAUAACAUAAUAACAUGGAUAGUGUUGAAGAGAUUUUCAAAAAUAAUUUGUUGUAAGAUGGUUGACACGUUUGGGAAGAAUUCCAAAUCAAGGAACUAGAGGUUGUAACAUUUCACCCA
Diospyros lotus (date-plum) is the source of this 1960-nucleotide messenger RNA. Its product is annotated as protein SENSITIVE TO PROTON RHIZOTOXICITY 1-like. The record is from RefSeq and is a predicted model, not a curated record. Gene Ontology annotation, biological process: response to acidic pH; response to aluminum ion. Lineage: Eukaryota; Viridiplantae; Streptophyta; Magnoliopsida; Ericales; Ebenaceae.